AUGGAGCGCACUGGUGAGGAAAGGAGACUAGAUGCUUCAGAAAAACGUCAAGAGCAUUGGCGACGCUUUGGACCGUAUCUAAGCGAGCGACAGUGGGCUACUGUCAGAGAGGACUACAGCUACAAUGGCGAUGUUUGGAGGAGCUUCCCGUUCGAGAUCUCACACUUGAGAGCUUAUCGAUGGGGAGAAGAUGGCAUAGCAGGCAUAUCAGACAAUCACCAAAGGAUAUGCAUGUCUUUGGCGUUAUGGAAUGGCAAAGAUUCGAUUUUGAAGGAGAGAUUGUUUGGUCUUACUGGUCCGCAAGGCAAUCACGGUGAAGAUGUAAAAGAAUCGUACUUUUACGUGGACAAUACGCCGACGCAUAGCUACCAGAAAUAUCUUUAUAAAUAUCCACAGAAACGAUUCCCGUAUGAACAACUCGUGUCGGAAAAUGCAAAACGUUCUCGUAAUGAACGUGAAUAUGAACUUCACCACACCGGUGUAUUUGACGCAGGAGACUAUUUUGACGCUUUUGUCGAAUACGCCAAAGCAUCAACGGACGAUAUAUUGAUGAAGAUCACCAUACAUAAUCGUGGUGACGAAGAUGCAGACAUCCACGUCUUGCCUCACGUGUGGUAUCGGAAUGUAUGGUCUUGGAAGGAUCCAAGUAUGAAAGAUUUCAUACGGCCUCGAAUGGAGGAACGUCCAGCAGUAAAUGGUAACAAGUCUGUACACUUACAGUACCCUCAUUUCGAUCAACAUGUACAUUUUGCACCGUUGGAUAACGGAGUGCAACCUGAGUUGCUGUUUUGUGAGAACGAAACGAACUAUGAGAAACUGUAUGGUGGAAACAACCAGUCUCCGUAUUGUAAAGAUGCCAUAAACGAACGUGUAGUACAUGAUAAUGGCAAUGCCGUCAAUCCAAACAAGUUUGGGACCAAAUGUGCAGCAUGGUAUAAAGCUACUGUCCCAAAAGGUCAGGCAAUCACCAUCCGCGUACUGCUGACACCAUCUCGUGACGACGCUGGAAUGCUACGUCCCAAAGCCUUUGAAGAUAUGUUUACAAAGAGGAUCAAAGAAGCCGAUGAAUUCUACGAACGUAUUGCGCCACAACACUUGUCGAACGAAAUGAGAAGUGUGCAACGACAAGCCUUUGCAGGAUUGCUAUGGAGCAAGCAAUUCUAUCAUUAUAAUGUGGAGGAAUGGCUCAACGGUGAUCCUGGACAACCAAUGCCACCGAAAGAACGAAAAUAUGGUCGAAACAAGGACUGGCGACACGUUGUUAUUGAUGAUAUCUUACUCAUGCCUGAUAAAUGGGAAUACCCGUUCUUUGCUAACUGGGAUUCUGGGUUUCAUGCUGUCAUUAUGGCCAUGGUUGAUCCAUGGUUUGCAAAGAAGCAGUUGGAGUUGAUGACGAGAGAGUGGUAUUUGCAUCCAAAUGGCCAGAUGCCAGCUUACGAAUGGAACUUCAAUGACCUCAAUCCGCCAGUUUAUGGAUGGGCAGCGUUCCGAGUCUUCAAGAUUGAGAGAAAAAUGUAUGGAAAAGAGGAUCGAGUCUUCUUGGAACGAGUCUUCCACAAGUUGCUGCUGAAUUUCACCUAUUGGAUCAACAAGAAAGAUCCCGCGGGACUCAAUGUCUUUGAAGGUGGUUUUCUUGGACUCGACAACAUUGCCGUCUUCAAUCGCUCAGAAGCCUUGCCAGUCAAUGCCUCGCUACGACAAUCAGAUGGAACGAGUUGGAUGGCCAUGUACUGUCUCAACAUGCUUGAGAUUUCACUCAAGUUGGCUGAAGAGAAUCCAGUUUAUGAGGAUAUGGCUUCCAAGUUCUUUGAGCACUUCUUGUACAUCAGUAAAGCGAUGAACUUUGAAACGUUUCCAGACUCUGAUAAUCCAGAGAGCAAUUCGUUGUGGGACGAAGAAGAUGGUUUCUAUUAUGAUGCUCUCGUAUCUACAGAUCAGAAAAUCACUCCGUUGAAAGUUCGUUCUUUGGUCGGAUUAAUACCUUUGUACCCAUGUCUAGUACUUGAACCAGAAGUGUUGACUAGAUUUACUGGGUUUUCCACUCGUAUGAAAUGGUUUUUGGAACACUGGGACUUUUCGAAACGAAAUGUUGUGAUCACAACUGAAAACGGACAGGCAAAUCGUGUAUUACUUGCUCUUGUGGAUCGUGAAAAGCUCGUACGAAUCUGCAACAAGAUGUUUGAUGAGCAAGAGUUCUUGAGUAAACAUGGUAUUCGAAGCUUGUCUUUGUACCAUGACAAGAAUCCGUAUACAUUCUGGGUGGAUUCAACCCCUCAUACGGUGAAAUAUGUGCCUGGUGAAUCUGAUAGUGCUCUCUUUGGUGGAAACUCAAACUGGCGAGGUCCUCUAUGGCUCCCUACUACCUUUUUGCUGAUAGAGAGUUUGCAGAGAUUUCAUCAUUUCUAUGGCGAAUCAGUCCAAGUGGAAGUCCCAUCAGGCUCUGGAUUUAAAUUCGAUCUUUGGCAAGCAUCGCAAGACAUUCAGCAUCGAAUCAUACGUCUGUUCCUUCACAACAAGGAAGGACGAAGGCCAGUUAAUGCUGAUUGUGACGUGAUGAAUUUCGAUCCGCACUUUUCGGAAUAUGUGCAGUUUUGGGAGUACUUUCAUGGUGAAACUGGUGAAGGGCUUGGAGCGUCUCAUCAAACAGGAUGGUCAAGUCUUGUGGCGAAAUGUAUCCAGCAAGUUGGCAUAACUUGUGAUACGACUGGCUAUUGUAUGCCAGAACAGUCUCCUCAUUGGGACGAAUACAUCAAGAAGAAACGUGAAGCUGCAAUUGCACUUCACGAAAAAGAGCACUUGCAAUAUACGAAAUGA
Molecule: messenger RNA, 2814 nt
Organism: Synchytrium microbalum
Lineage: Eukaryota; Fungi; Chytridiomycota; Chytridiomycetes; Synchytriales; Synchytriaceae
Exons: 19
Coding region: 1-2814 (937 amino acids)
Biological process (GO): oligosaccharide metabolic process; protein N-linked glycosylation
Cellular component (GO): endoplasmic reticulum membrane
Molecular function (GO): Glc3Man9GlcNAc2 oligosaccharide glucosidase activity
Source: RefSeq, a predicted model, not a curated record